GAGAUGAUGUUAACAAUAGGGGAAGUGUUCGGCGCAUGUUAGUGGUGGUGGUGGUGGCGUUUGGCAAUGACAGCCUGCAGAUCCUUAGCCGGGCUCCGCAUGCCACUCUCUCGUCUGGAAUCCAAUGCAAGCAGCUUCUGCUUCUCUACCAGACUCUCUCUUUCAUCCUCUUCUCCUCUCCACUUCUUCUCCUCCUGCUCCCUCAACCCACCAGGGUCUGGAAACCAGUCUUACCCGGGCAGGAGGCGUUUCUAUUUGAGCAGCUGUGUUGAUGGAGUAGGAGCUGUUCAGCUCCAAACUUCUGCUUCUACGGUUGCCGCCGCACCUGUUCGACAAAAUGUCGUCUUGGAAAUUCCCCAGGAUUCGUCCAGAGACACCGUCGAACAGUUGCUCUCCGAAUCCAAGAGCUACCACGACCACGACGUUUCCAGACUCAUGAAAAUGGAACGGAAGCUCGAGGCUACCCAAAGCUCCCGCUGCGAAGGCGGGACAGACCGAUGGUUCCCCUAUUUAGAUAACUUCAAGGCCGACAACGGUGUGUGUUUGAGCAGCGCUCAAGUGUUGGAGGCGUUGGAUCCGUAUAUCAUGGUGUCCAGGAAAGAGAGGUUUCGAAACGUGGUUAACAAUCGGAGUUAUUCUGUGUGUUUGGUGGUUGAAGGACUUGCGGAUUUUGGUAAUGUUUCUGCGGCGUUUAGGUCUGCUGAUGCAUUAGGCUUUCAGUCCGUUCACGUCGUCUCCUGUGAAAGUUCAAAAAGGUACCGAGACAAUCGGCACGUCAGCAUGGGAGCUGAGAAGUGGUUGGAUAUUGAACUCUGGGAUUCCACCAAGGAGUGCUUUAAAGUUUUGAAAUCACGUGGUUAUCGUAUUGCUACUACGCAUGUUGGGAUUGAUACGGUUUCUGUUUAUGAUAUGGACUGGACUUAUCCAACAGCAAUAGUUGUUGGUAAUGAGAAUAAGGGUAUAAGCGAUGAGGCUCUUGAACUGUCGGAUUUGCGUUGCAAUAUUCCAAUGAAUGGCAUGGUUGAUUCUUUCAAUGUUUCAGUUGCUGCUGGCAUAGUUAUGCACCAAGCCAUCUGUAACAGGAAUUCUAGGAUGGGUUGUCAUGGAGAUCUGACAUCGCAAGAGAGUCAAAUUCUGCUUGCGGAGUUCUUUUUGCGCCACAGUAAGAGUGCAAUUAGUAUUGCAAAUGAAUAUUCUAAGCGGAAGCUGGACCAGCCUAUAUCAAAGCUCUGAAUAAACGACAAUUUGUUUCCAUUUGUGGCAAAACUACAGACUCAUAACCCCGAGAAGGUAUUAGCUCUCCGAGAAAAUGCUCAUAUCUUAAGAGUUAACAAUGUCAAGGAAUCCUCGGUUGUACUGAACAGAAUAAACAUGUUGAACAUUGACCGCCUAUUAUUCUGUGACUCGUUUAUGCAAUGAUUUUCAAUGUACAACGAACUACAGUAGAGAAAAUUGCAAAAUGUAGCAUAAAAUCUUUGCAUACCACCUUUUUUUUUUUUUUUUUUUCUCUUUUAACUGAAGUUUAUGUAAUUGAUGUAUUGUUGUCCUUGAUGAAGAAGUGUCCAGUUCUUUCCA
Messenger RNA from Coffea arabica (coffee), 1575 nucleotides. Lineage: Eukaryota; Viridiplantae; Streptophyta; Magnoliopsida; Gentianales; Rubiaceae. The record is from RefSeq and is a predicted model, not a curated record.